UCUACACUUUCCUCCUCUGUUUCUCCUCGCUCAGUCUCUCGCAUCUCUCCCAAUGCGUGCACUCUGUUUACUCCGAAAUGCAACGCCACGCAUAGCGACCCCAGAGUCGACGACUCGUCGCGGAUACUUCAUCGGACCGAUUCCUCCUCGUGCUCUGCCGACAAUGAUAUGUCGGGAAGACGCGCCAAGACGCUACCGUCAAUCUGUUACGUCUGUCCGCAUGUUCGUCGCACGAUUGUUGGAUCCGCUUUUAUUUAUAUGUCGCUUCUUUCAUUUGUCCAAAACGCGUUCGAUGCAUCGCGUCUUUGAAAUUAUUACGAGUAAACUAAUCCAAGGAACUAUUUAGAGAAAAAUAAUAAAAAUUGUAAAUUGUACACUAAAAAAACUGCAUCAUGACGGAAUACAAGCUUGUAGUAGUUGGAGCUGGAGGUGUUGGAAAAUCAGCACUUACCAUCCAACUGAUACAGAAUCAUUUUGUUGACGAAUAUGAUCCUACCAUAGAAGAUUCAUAUAGAAAACAAGUAGUGAUCGAUGGUGAAACGUGCCUUCUAGAUAUAUUAGAUACAGCCGGACAAGAGGAAUAUAGUGCAAUGAGAGAUCAGUAUAUGAGAACAGGAGAAGGAUUUUUGUUAGUCUUUGCUGUAAAUUCUGCUAAAAGUUUUGAGGAUAUUGGAACAUAUAGGGAACAAAUAAAACGAGUAAAGGAUGCAGAAGAAGUGCCAAUGGUGUUAGUUGGAAAUAAAUGCGAUCUUCAGCAAUCUUGGGCAGUAAAUAUGACUCAAGCGAGAGAAGUCGCACGACAGUAUGGUGUGCCAUUUGUAGAAACUUCGGCGAAAACAAGAAUGGGUGUAGAUGAUGCAUUUUACACUUUGGUCAGAGAAAUACGGAAAGAUAAAGAACGUACAGGUAAACCACCCGGUAGUAGCGGACACAGAAAACGUCGAUGCUGUAUUUUAUAAAUUCUUGGAUAACACCAAUAUAUAUUUUCACUCAAAACUCUAUUAUAACGCGAGAAAUAGAAUACGAGAAAAGCCUUACAUUAUGUUCACAGUGCACAAAUAUUUGCUGCUUACUCUAAAGUAUAAAUUGCAAUAAAUUGUAAAAAAUUGCAAGCACAUUUUUUCUAUAUAUUGAGAGAAAAGAACAAAUUAUGUAAUAGCUAUAAUAGUUUUUACCAUAUAAUAGGUUUAUGUUUCAUAUAAGAAACAUUUACCUUUGACAGUUUGCCCCAGGCAAUUUUAUUAUAUUGAAGUAUCUUAACCCUUGAUUGAAUGAAAGAAUAAUGCUGAUUUUUUUUUGUUACAUAUGUAUGAUGUUGGCACAAAACAUGUUAAAUUAUAUAUAUGUAUACACACAAAAUUAUAGAAUUACAAAAAAUAUAGCUUAACUCGCAAAUAUUAUAUUUGAUGCUGAUAUUCAUAUUUGUCAAUGUUACUGUCAUUUUUAUACAGAGGAUAAUAUAAAAAUUUUAUUACAGGGCACACAAAUAGGCCAUUGGUAAUAUGUGGCGUAAAAUGUAACAUGUAUAUAUUACUUUCUAUCUUAUAGCUAUUUAGUCGAUAUUAAUAACACUAUUCACUUGUCGCACACUAAUGGAUUUUAAUCAAACAGCAAUAUUAUAAUAUGUUAGUAAAGUAAAAUUUAAUCACUGUAUAAAUUGUUUUAUAAUUUAUGAAUUAAGUUUUUUGAUCAAUUGCCAUUUUUUAUCGUGAAUAUUUGCUAAGCAAAUAAAACUAUCAUUCUAAAGCAGAAAAAGAAGCUCGAGUCACAGAAAAGAUAUUACAAACUUAAUUCAUUAUGUGCUGUGAUUAGAUAUUUUUAAGUACAUCAGGUUAAUUAAGGCGUUACUGUGUGAUUAAAGCUGUGUUCCAAUAUUCAUGCCAGUAUACUGAAAAUCUAUAUUUUACAUCAUGUAUACUAUAAAUUUUUAGUACUGAUAGUGAAUAUCGGAACACAGCCCAUCUGCAAUUUUUAUAUAAAUAGUACUUUAUUUAGUAGCUAUAUAAGAGAAUAUACGCGCGCAAAUAUAUAGAUGUAUCUUCUAAGGAACUUGCUUUUUUUGGAAAUAGAUAUAUAGAUCAAAUGAUGCAAGUAAAUUGUACACAACAAUAUCGAAAUAAACUCGCGACAUCGAUUGUUAAAUUUGAACAGAAUAUCGCUUUCUUGUAUUAAUUUCUCAUGCUACCUACAUAUUAUUAACCAAAGGCUUAAAUAUUCAACUAUUCAAUUACAUUUAUUCCUAGAAAUAAUGAAUUUAUUGCAAGAAAGCUGUAUUUGCUAUAAUGAUAGCAUAUCCAUAUAACGCAUAUAUUUUUUUUUAGUUUAUAUAAAAAUUUAGAUAUACUUAAAAUUAUAAUCUUCUUUUAAACUUUAUGAGAAAAAAGAUAGACACUGCUAUUGGAAAGUUAAGAUGACAAAGUUAAGAUAGCGAGAAAUAAACUCUUAUGUUUCUGCUCUUUUAAUAAUUUGCUAAUUCAUUAUAAUAUCAUAGAUAAUAGAAUAAUUCAUUAAAAUAUUAACCACGAUUUAUUGUGACAUACUCAUAAUUUAAUAAAUAAAAUUAUUAUAAAUGACGAACAUUAUAUAUAUAUAUAUAAUUAUAUGGUACUCAAGUUAAUUGAGUUUUUUUUCUGACAAUAAAAUAAUUUCGACAUACAAUGAAUUUUUUCUUUACUUACUUCAACUUACAACGUAAAUAUUGAUGGUUAGGUUUUAUAAUAUAUUCAAGGAACAAUCAAGGGUUAAAUUCUUCGUUAAACAAUGCAAACAUUACAAAUUUCCAUAUUCUCAUAUACAUGUAAUAUUUUUUAAUAUUGAUGUAUACAAACGCGCAUAUUCUCAUAUACAUGUAAUAUUUUUUAAAUUAAUGUUUCCAGCUAAUAAGGAAAUGUGUAUGUAUGUGUAUAUAAGUAUACACAUAAUAUAGAGAUACUACACAUACAAUUCAAUUUCAUAAUAAAACUUUGUAAUAAAACCUGUUUGUUAUAGCAUUCACUUGUCGAAUGCUUGCCUAUAAGAUUGUUAUGGCUCAUUUAUAUGCACUAUUUACUAUUGUAAUAUUAAUUACAUAAAAUCAUUUUUGUAAUUUCAUCUAACAAUAUGUUGUCACAUUGAUAUGAAUAUUUAUAUAGAAAUAAAACAUUCAUAUAUAUUA
Cataglyphis hispanica is the source of this 3154-nucleotide messenger RNA. It is a transcript of the gene Ras85D, whose product is annotated as GTPase HRas. Bases 393 to 959 code for a protein of 188 amino acids. Lineage: Eukaryota; Metazoa; Arthropoda; Insecta; Hymenoptera; Formicidae. The record is from RefSeq and is a predicted model, not a curated record. Gene Ontology annotation, cellular component: plasma membrane. Gene Ontology annotation, biological process: Ras protein signal transduction; epidermal growth factor receptor signaling pathway. Gene Ontology annotation, molecular function: GTP binding; GTPase activity; GDP binding. The transcript has 5 exons.